AUGAAGAAAGAAAAGGCUUCAAAGAAUGUGAACUGUGACAUACGUUUCGACAAUAACCCCAAUGGUAUUUUCAAGGCAGGGGACAAGGUUACUGGUUCAGUGGUACUAACCUUAACUCAGUUGAAAAAAGUCCGAGGAGUAUAUUUAUUAGUCACUGGAUAUGCGGAUACUUUUUGGAGUGAUAAAGUUCCUCAUGGACCGAAGAACAAAAAAACGAAGGCUAAUUUUAAAGGUCAUGAAGAUUUCAUAAAACACAAGUUGUACUUCGUGGGAUCAGACACGGGGAAUCCGAUUGAUCUAGUCACAGGAGUACAGUAUCACUAUUUCAAAUUUGACAUACCGGCCAAUGCACCAACUUCGAUGGAAGGAAAAUACGGCCACGUUCGGUAUGCCAUAAAAGUUACUCUGGAACGACCAUGGAAACACGAUCAUAACUUUCAAAUUCCAUUCACCGUAUUGGCUAAGGCGGAUUUAAGUGCAGAUCAUCCGGCUUUCAAGACGCCAAUCAAAGUGGUAGAUGAACUGAGGUUUUACUGUUGGAUUUGCCGCUCUAGUCCAUUGAUAGUGACUGGCAGUGUGAAACGAUCUGCAUUCGUACCGGGAGAUUCUAUUGACUUGACGUUAGAUGUAAAUAAUCUAUCCAAAGAAGAUGUGUCAGAGAUUAUCAUAAAAUUUCAGAAGGUGAUGAGGUUCAUAAGUCAAAUACAGUUAAUAGAACAAACGCAAAUAUUAGCCGAAAAUCAAAUGACCAAGUAUGAAACCGUGGAAAUCCAAAAAACCAUGCCCGUCGCCAAGCAGUCCAAUAUAACAUACGAAAAGAAUUUUUUGGUAGGACCGCUUACACCUACCGAAAAUCAAAACAGUAAAAUAAUCCAAAUCGGCUACCAAUUUGACAUUCUUGUCAAACCGAAGCUUUCCACGAAGAAAAUAGAAUUGACUAUUCCAAUCAUCAUCGGUUCCGCCGGAUUGAAAACCGAGGAAGCCGUUUCGUUUGUCAGGUCAAGUGGAAUUGAGAAAUUGUCCGCCGGUUUAAACCGAGAUCAGCCAUCUGCUCCACCCCCGCCAUAUGUAGAAGAUCAGGAAAGUUUGUACCCUAAUAUAAGUUCCCUACAGAGAGCAUACGAGAAUGAAGUCAGUAGUGAAGAUUUUGAUGGUAGACACGGCCAGUGA
Messenger RNA from Sabethes cyaneus, 1170 nucleotides. RefSeq names its product arrestin domain-containing protein 17-like. The coding region runs from base 1 to 1170 and encodes 389 amino acids. Gene Ontology annotation, biological process: protein transport. The transcript is spliced from 2 exons. The record is from RefSeq and is a predicted model, not a curated record. Gene Ontology annotation, cellular component: cytoplasm. NCBI's taxonomy places the organism in Eukaryota, Metazoa, Arthropoda, Insecta, Diptera, Culicidae.